Messenger RNA from Fomitopsis serialis, 732 nucleotides. RefSeq lists its product as uncharacterized. Bases 1 to 732 code for a protein of 243 amino acids. The record is from RefSeq and is a predicted model, not a curated record. The transcript is spliced from 3 exons. NCBI's taxonomy places the organism in Eukaryota, Fungi, Basidiomycota, Agaricomycetes, Polyporales, Fomitopsidaceae.
AUGAGCGGUAGAGCGAACCUGCUCGGCGAGCCUCAAGUCACGCUGUCGGUGGAGCGGUACCGUAGGAGGGCCAUGCUCGGGCGUGAAGAAGAGGUGCGCGGUGUGAAAUGGAGUCUUUCAUUCGGUACUAACUCGUUUUCCUCGAUGGACUGCAGGCCCCUUACCACGUACCACGUACCUGCCGCGCCGAAUGCGAUGGCGAAGGCGACGCCUCGCGCGAAGAUAUCCGAACUGCAGCCCACACCUCGCCCGCCCAUCCGUCGUCCCCGUCUCGCCCCGGUCCUCGAACGCUUACGGGGGCGGCGCGUCACUUCCUACUGCGUCUUCAUACCGGUCACCGUCUCUUCCCUGCAUGGUCCUACCGCCUUCUCUUCGACUUCCAUCUCUUGUAUCUUUGUCUCCCUCUCCCACGUCGGUGUCGGUGUCCAUCUCCACGCCUUCCCGUACGUGUAUGAUGGCUCUGCGCAGCCAAUAAUGUCCGACUCGUCCGAGUCUGUGCUACCACCAGCGUACGCCGACUCCCAGGCGUCGGCUUUCGAACAGUCGAUCUGUCCGCCACCAUACGGCCCUCGACUGUUGUCCAGGCCGUCUACUGUUACCUCUGCACUGUCGCCGAUACAGUCACUCAGGCUUGCGAGUUCGCUCGUUGACCUCGCUGCUCCGUACGACGACGACCCCACCCCCGACCCGAUCGUACCGCCAAACGACGCCUGCUUUUGGAUCCGAACCUAG